AUGUUUGCCUCUCGUAGAGCAUUCGUCGUCGCCCGAAGGCAAAUCCCUCUUACAUACAAUCGGUCAAUCGUCCCCGCCUUCCGAUCCUACUCCGUCGACGCAGAUGUUGAUGUUACCCUGCAAAACCCUUCUGAGGAUGUCACAGAAGUGAACCAGGAAGAUGUCAUCACAAAACCAAAGUAUGCGCGCACCACCGCCGCCAGACCAGCCACUGCCACAAAGCCAUCUCCCGUGAGAGCUUCCACCGCCGCAAAGCCGACUGCUUCUCCUGCUGCUACCAGAACAGCCACGACGACGAGUUUUCCUCCCAAAUCCGCUAGCAAGCUUGCCAACUUUCACACGCCUGUUUCCCCAUCAAAGAGCACGUUGAGCGAGUCUAGCGAGACGGACGUCGAGAGCACACAUGAUAUCAACUGGGAGACGAGCUGGUUCGGUCUCGGAGUCAAGCCUGUCACUGUUGAGCAGAGCGAGGUUCUGUCGAGACCCAUUGACGUCGAGGAUGUCGAGGUUAAGCCCGAUGGUAUUGUUUAUCUGCCUGAAGUCAAGUACCGACGACGCUUGAAUGAGGCUUUUGGACCUAUGGGAUGGGGUAUGGUUCAUCGUGGGGAUGUUGUCGUGGGACAGAAUAUCGUCACGCGAGAGUAUGCCCUCAUCGUGAACGGCCGAAUCGUCUCUCAAUCUCAAGGUGUAAACAACUUUUUCAGCCCCGAGGGCGUCCCCGCCGCUAUCGAGGGUGCCAAGUCCAACGCUCUGAUGCGUUGCUGCAAGGAUCUCGGUAUCGCCUCUGAACUUUGGGACCCUGUAUUUAUUCGUUGGUUCCGAAAGAACUUUAUGGAGGAACGCUGGGUUGAGCACGCGACUACCAAGAAGAAGAGGACAUUCUGGUACAAGAAGGGUCUUGCUGAGGCAGUGUACCCUUACAAGCUUGUCUAA
This is a messenger RNA of Fusarium poae, 933 nucleotides long. RefSeq lists its product as uncharacterized. Gene Ontology annotation, molecular function: single-stranded DNA binding. The transcript has 2 exons. Lineage: Eukaryota; Fungi; Ascomycota; Sordariomycetes; Hypocreales; Nectriaceae. The record is from RefSeq and is a predicted model, not a curated record. Gene Ontology annotation, biological process: interstrand cross-link repair; recombinational repair. Gene Ontology annotation, cellular component: mitochondrial chromosome; mitochondrial nucleoid. Bases 1 to 933 code for a protein of 310 amino acids.